This is a messenger RNA of Puma concolor (puma), 1539 nucleotides long. The record is from RefSeq and is a predicted model, not a curated record. NCBI's taxonomy places the organism in Eukaryota, Metazoa, Chordata, Mammalia, Carnivora, Felidae.
AUGGGGCUGGAGGAGGGGAUUGGGGAUCCUUAUAAAGCCUUUGAACCGAUCUUGUGUGUUCAGCCUCAUUUGGCAUCCCAACCUUUGGAGGUACAAAGACUUUAUCCUCAAACUGGCUGGGUUGAAAUUGAUCCUGAUGUUCUCUGGCUUCAGUUUCUUGCUGUGAUAAAAGAGUCUGUUAAAGCUGCAGGAAUAGAGAUGAAUCAAAUUGUUGGUCUUGGCAUUUCAACACAGAGAGCAACUUUUAUUACAUGGAACAAGAAAACGGGAAAUCAUUUUCACAACUUCAUUAGUUGGCAAGACCUAAGAGCUAUUGAGCUGGUAAAAUCUUGGAAUAAUUCAUUCCUAAUGAAGCUGAUACAGAGCUCCUGCCGAGUGCUACACUUUUUCACUAGAAGUAAACGAUUUUUUGCAGUCAGUAUGUUCAGUUUUACAAACCAGCAUGUUUCUUUGAGAUUGGCCUGGAUUUUACAGAACCUGGUUGAGGUGCAAAAGGCAGUUGAAGAAGAUAAUUGCUGCUUUGGGACUAUUGAUACCUGGUUGUUACACAAGCUCACAAAAGGUGCUGAAUUUGCCACGGAUUUUUCAAAUGCCAGUGCAACUGGGCUAUUUGACCCUUUUAAGAUGUGUUGGAGUGGGCUCCUGACCUCCCUGCUUUCAAUACCACUGUCUCUCCUGCCUCCUGUGAGGGAUACGAGCCACCAUUUCGGAUCAGUCGAUGAAGAGAUAUUUGGUGUGCCUAUACCAGUAGUGGCCUUGGUCGCCGAUCAGCAAUCAGCCAUGUUUGGAGAAUGCUGCUUCCAGACUGGAGACGUGAAACUUACCAUGGGAACUGGGACAUUUUUGGAUAUUAAUACUGGAAAUAGCGUGCAACAUACUGUUGGAGGCUUUUAUCCACUAAUUGGGUGGAAGAUUGGGCAAGAAGUUGUAUGCUUAGCUGAAAGCAAUGCAGGAGACACUGGUACAGUCAUAAAAUGGGCUCAACAAUUAGACCUUUUCACAGAUGUUGCUGAGACUGAAAAAAUGGCCAAAAGUUUGGAAGAUUCUGAAGGAGUCUGUUUUGUCCCAUCUUUUAGUGGAUUGCAGGCUCCAUUAGAUGACCCCUAUGCAUGUGCCUCUUUUAUGGGUUUGAAGCCUUCCACCAGUAAAUACCAUCUUGUACGAGCAAUAUUGGAAUCAAUAGCUUUCAGAAACAAACAGUUAUAUGAGUUGAUGCAGAAAGAGAUCAAUAUCCCUGUCACAAAAGUCCGGGCAGAUGGAGGAGUUUGUAAGAACGAUUUUGUCAUGCAGAUGACUUCAGACCUGAUUAAUGAGAAAAUAGAGAGACCUGUCAACACAGACAUGUCGUGCCUUGGUGCAGCUUCUCUAGCUGGCCUUGCUGUGGGGUUUUGGACUGACAAGGAGGAACUAAAGAAACUGAGGCAAAGUGAAGUGGUUUUCAAGCCACAGAAGAAAUGGCAAGAAUAUGAAAUGAGUAUGGAAAACUGGGUCAAAGCAGUGAAACGCUCCAUGAAUUGGUAUAACAAGAUGCAGCACUAA